UCAACCUGCUAGCUGGAGGACGAGUGGCCGCAUCUUUUAAUGUGACUUGUGUUUUUUCGUGGAUUUUAUGUUAGCCAAUGAAGAUAUUUGGCUGCUGACUAUCGAGAGCCAUUGCCGAGUCGACCUGCGUCUUUGGCUGUUUCCAUUGCAUGUACACAGUUAGCUUGGCUGCUAGCUAGAUCGGGCUAGCACUGGCUACGCUUCGUUGGCUCCCUUGUUUACACGUUAGCUUGUUAACAUAUCGUCACUGACUGCAUUGCCUGUUACAACAACCUGUUUUCUUGUAGCUAGCUAGAAGUUGACUAUGUUCUUAUACUAUGUAAACUGGCUCUUUGCAUUGCACCACAUUGCUUGUCAUCACUGUAUAACGUUAUAACUAGCGUUAGCUUACAAGAUAGAGCCUGGACAAUAGUAUCAUCUUUAUUGAGAUAAGUUAUCUAUUCAACACUGCACAGGAAGUAUUUAAUCACAAACAGACAGGGCUGUAAAAGCAAGUUGCUGCGAUAGGUGACUAUUUGAAAUGGCGUAACUUCUUUAGUAUGGCAACAUCUCAUGGCAGUACAUAGGUGUCAGGGGAGAGGAGUGUACAGUGGUAGCCACAUCGUCCCUCAAUUGUCACUGGAAGCCAACCAUAGAAUAAAACAGCGGUGCCAAUCAAUCGUUGACAUUAAAACAUCACCACUGAAACAAAGGACAAUGGAGUCCGUGAGGAGUGCUUUCCACGCUCAGCUGGCCACCGUCAUGGACUCUCUGCUGGCAGCCGCUGUCUGCGAGAUCGCCAAGAUCUUUGAGAGCAGCCUGUGUGAACAGCAGGUGGGGCUAGCGCAGAAAACAGAGGAGAUCUCCAUCCUCCGAGGCAAGCUGGAGAAAGUGGAGAGGAGGCAGAAGGCAAAGGGUGGAGGGAGCGAGGAAGGGGAGAUGCCAUCAGGAGACAGAGAGGGAGGCUUGAGGCAGCAGACCCUGACAGGAUCAGGACUGAAUGUGGGAAAGGAUUUGUCCCCUCGUUCAGACCGAGUAGAAGGACUCAGUCAGAGCCUCAGUGGGCUGAAAGAAGAGGUCACAGGCCAGGAUGGAGCUUCAGUGAAACAUGAGCGUGCUGGAUCACGACCUACCCUGGGUUCAGUCGCAGUCCAAGUCCCAGAGGGAAGCCUUGCUGCUGGGGACCAGAGACCGAUACAUACCCUGUCUGCAACACAAGCCAAGACCAAAUUGUCUCAUUGGGAUCAGGGCAGUGCAGACCACAGAUCUCUCCGGGAUCAAGCCUCCACCCCUUUUCUCUCCAUCUCCCAGAGUGGACGUUGCUCCCCCAGGCCUGACCCAAGCCUAGCUCAACCAGGUGAGUGGUUACCUGGGCUGGACGGCACCCGAGGCGGGGUGUCCAGUAUGGAGAACCUGCAGGCGGAUGGCACCAGCUGCUCUGGUCCAGCUAGCAGCAGCACUGGCACAGACACCCCCUGCUUCCGACCGAGCUUUGUCUCUGACGAGACCAGCAACGAAGAUGACGAUAGCUCUUUCCCUUUCCUGGACCAGGAGCCUGAGAACCACAACUCCAAUCAGAAUUCAGUGCAGGGCCAAGACGUUGGGCAGAGGGGGGCUCGGCAAGGUCAAUCCCAAUCCCAAGCCCCCUCUGGCGAAUCUCAAUGGAGACCUAGAGAUGACAGGAGUGGGAGAGGCCCCAUCAAUCACACACGGCGGGUCACAACAUUUGGCAAUAGAGACCCUCUCCGACCACAGUCCAAUUCACAGUCUCUCACGCUGCGACACACAAACACUCUCAGCCACCCCCCAGCUCCUGGCGGAGGGAGUGGACGACCUUACACCUGCCCAUACUGCACCAAGUGUUUCACCUACCCCUCCCACCAGCGCAGACACCUUUUACGACACACAGGAGUCAGACUGCAUCCCUGUCAGUUUUGUGACAAGAGCUUCCUCACACCCUCUGAGCUUACUGUGCACACUCGCACACAUACAGGUGAGCGGCCUUUUGGCUGUGCUCAGUGUGGUAAACGUUUUGCCCGCAGCGGGAACUUAAGAGCCCACCAACGGGACGUUCACAUGGGGAAGAGGCCCUUUGCUUGCACAGAGUGUGGGAAGAGAUUUGCCCACAGAGGGAACCUGAGGGUGCACAAUCACAGAGUCCACCAAGGAGAUCCCUACUACAUGGAUGAUCAGCCGGAGCCUGACAUCGGCCCUAAUCCCAUUUGAAAAAUAUCAAAUAAAAUGAUGGCUCUGCACUUUAAUUUUGUUAAAAUAAGCCGUAGGAAUUUAUUUCAGAAUUGCCUAUUUGGUCCCACCUACAUUUCUUUCUGAACACUUCAAACAGUUCUAAAGUAUAACAUUUAUAUUUUCCAUAUUUGAAGUGGGGGUAUCCAUAAAAAUAACCACUAUCAAAUGUUACGUGUAUUUAAAACAUGAUCAAAGUAACAAUUUUAUUUGUUAUUACGACUCAAUGUCAGAAUUAUGGUUUGCACUUAAAGGAAGAGCUUUAUAUUAACUGUAUUGUAAAUGGUUGGAUAUAAUCAUCCAUAAAUAAGAAAUAUUAUCUAUUGAUGUAUAGAAAAUACAUACAAAAAAGAAUACAGGGUGACACUAUCUUCCAAUUAUUUUCUUCGCUAUCAGUGAAGUUACUAAAGAGAUAUGAGCACCUUUUCAUUACUUGAAGUGAAAGAACUACAAAAUAAUGUCUUUCAUAAAGCCAAUAAAGAAAGUCUAGUUGGUAUUAGAUUUAGACAUGUGGCAUGCAGAGGUAGGAUAGCACGUCUCUUCCUUCAAAAUUGUGCUUAUGUACUGGCCAUCUCCUCAAACCUUUUAUUUUGACAUGUAAAUUUGUAUUUGUAAAAUGAAAACGUGUUAUUGCAACAAGUACAUGUGUUAAAAGAAAAAGUGUGCUUUUAUUUUACAUCCGUAUCUGAAGUGAAAUUAAAUAAUAUACUCGUGUA
Messenger RNA from Cottoperca gobio, 2939 nucleotides. Its product is annotated as zinc finger protein 648-like. Lineage: Eukaryota; Metazoa; Chordata; Actinopteri; Perciformes; Bovichtidae. The transcript has 4 exons. The coding region runs from base 553 to 2205 and encodes 550 amino acids. Gene Ontology annotation, biological process: regulation of transcription by RNA polymerase II. The record is from RefSeq and is a predicted model, not a curated record. Gene Ontology annotation, molecular function: RNA polymerase II cis-regulatory region sequence-specific DNA binding; DNA-binding transcription factor activity, RNA polymerase II-specific.